Molecule: messenger RNA, 3007 nt
Organism: Alligator sinensis (Chinese alligator)
Lineage: Eukaryota; Metazoa; Chordata; Crocodylia; Alligatoridae
Source: RefSeq, a predicted model, not a curated record
GUGCCAGAGCGGUGCCUGCUGGGCCAGGAGGUGAUCCUGCACUGCUCCAUGCAGGGGACGUUCCCCGAGGAUGUGGCCGUGACAUGGGAGAGAAUCUGCAGCGAGGACAGGACAGUGCCUGAGAGCGCUAGGAACCAAGAGAGCCCCGAGCACCAGCCGCUGCUCCCCGCCCUCCCCCCGGGCUGGAGAGCGACAAUGCAGAGGGUCCGGUGCGUCUUCCUCCACGAGGCCAAACGGAUUCGAGAGGAGCGAGUGUCCCCGGAGAUCCGGGUUUGGGCCCGGCCGCAGGUGUCUGAGAUCCAGGUGUUGCCGGAGUGGGACCCCCGCGACAAGGUGCCGUUUGCUGUCCAGCUCCACAACUUCUACCCCAGGGAGGUGCCCCUGAUCCAGUGGGGCUGGGACGGGGCCGGGAGCUGGAGGGAAGAUCCCGCGCAGAUAGACAGGAACGCGGACGGCACGUUCACCGCGACGAGCAUCUGGAGAGUGCCCAGCCGGAGCCUGACCCGGCCGGAGCUGCGAGUGCGAGUGUGCGUCCAGCACGGCCCCGGAGAGCCCCCGAGCGAGAGAGAGCUCAGCCUGAGGGCCGCGGGUCUCCUGCGGCCCCCGGAUGUGUCCGAAAUCUCCCAGCCCAAGUCCAUGGCCACGGGGAAGGGAGUCACCCUAAGCUGCCGCAUUGCGGGGCAUUUCCCGGGGGAGCUGAGCGUGACUUGGCUGCGGAGGGGCAAGGGGGAGGACACUGCUGUGAUCCUGCGCGACUCAGCUGAGUGCAGGGUGGAGCCCGGCACGGCCGUCCUGGCACGGGACGGGAAGAGCUUCCAGCAGGAGACCAGACUCACCCGCUGGACAUCCAGGGACCAGGGGUCAGAGUACAUCUGCCAUGUUGAACACCUCACCCUGGAGACCCCCAUCGAGAGGAGCAGUGGUUGCCAUCCACCCCCUCCAGACCUGGGGGAGGUCUUCCAUCCACAGGCCCCAGUCUCUGGAGAGCCAAUGUCCCUGAAGGGCCUUCUAUCACAGUUGUACCCCAGGCAGCUAGCAAUGACCUGGCUGCAAAAGAGAGAAAGAAGGAAGGAGCCCAGGCCACUGGAGAGCUCACCCCCACCACAACACAGGACCCACACCCCCAGCCGUGUGCCGGACAGGAAGUCCUACAGUGUAGACUCUGAGCUGAGCCUCCCCACGGUGGGGCCCGAGGAUGGUGUGACUGAUUACCAAUGUCAUGUGGAGCACGAGGCCCUGAAAAAGCCAAAGUCCAGCAGGGAGCUGCAGCUCAAAGGAGUGGAUCUAACUGGUGCCCGGCUGGAAUCAUCCUGGGAUCCUGAUCAUAGUGGGAGCCAUGGCUGCCAGAAACAUUUUUUGCUGUAUGAAGAGGAAAGCCUGUCAUCCGCACCCUCCAGACAUGGGGGAGGUCUCCCGCCCGCAGGCCCUGGUCCCAGGGCAGCCGGAGACCCUGCGGUGCCUGAUCUCGGGGUUCUACCUCAAGCAGCUGGAGGUGGCGUGGCUGUGAAAGGGAACAGGAGAGGAGGACCCCAGGCUUCUUGAGAGCUUUGGCCCCCACAGGAUCUACAUCCCCGCCCCCAGCCGGUCACCAGAUGUGAAGUCCUACAGCGUGGAGUCUGAGCUGCGCCUCCCCGCCGCGGGGCCCGAGGACGACGGGGUGGAGUACCUGUGCCGCGCGCAGCACGAGGCCCUGAAGAAACCCAAGUUCAGGGCCAGUGGGCAGCUGUGGCUCCAAGGUAGGAGCGUGCAAGCCGGGCAGCACAGGGGAGUCCACAGUGGUGACAGCCGGGGGAUGCUGUGCUCUGCACCCGGCACAUGGACCAGUUUGAGCAGACACCCCCUUGGACCGAGCUUCCUGCCAGUGGCUUUCAGGUGCAGGGGCCAAUUUCUGGGUGGUUUAGGAACAUCCCCUCCAGUCACCCCAGGAAGGCAGGGGUUAGCACUGACCACUAGCAGCCUGAAGGGGAAUAUGGGCUCCUGUCAUGGCCCAGUAUCACAAGUGAUGACAUGUGUGUCAGGGGACACUCCCAACCUCAGACUGACUCCCCCAGCUCCAAUCCCAUCUCCCAGCUGCAGAUUCCAUGUCCCAAGGAGCCGGCUUCAGCCUGGCACCUGCACUCCCCCACCCCUCCACCCCACCCAUGCCCCUGCAGGUGGGUGCAGCCUGCCACCCUGCCCCAGUCAUGGAGACGUCCAGAUGCUCCAAUUCUGCCAGGCAACUGGACCCACGCACCCGGGAUGGCAAGUCACAGGCUCCUCCCACUGGCUUUCUAGGUCAUUCAGAGACCACCAAAGCCUCAAACACUUGAGGAGGGAGGAGGCAGUGUCACCAGCGCCGCAUCUCUGCCGCCACUCAGGUGAUACCAGGGAUGGUGCCUGUUAGUGUAGUGGAAAGUAAGAUAAGAUAAGAUGCUGAAGGUCACAGACAUGCAGGAAAGGGGGCAACAAGAAUAUCCUGUAGAUAACAACCCUAGCAACACUUAGCAAUGACAAAGGGCACCAACGGUCAUAAUAGGGUGGGGAAAUAAAAGUGCCAUGUAGGGGAUAUCAUAGUAUGUAAAGCAGUAAACAGUAGACACAGGCGGGAUCAUAAGACGAGAGGGAAAAAGGCGGGAGAAGGGAGGGAACAAGGUGGGGUGUAUGUAAAUCCAGCUUAAUAAAAAACUGUUGUAAAAGAUACUCUGGGUCACUCCAGUUAUGAGUGUCCCAAGUGCUGCCAUGCUAUAAAGUUGCUUUGGGAAGCCAAUGAGUGUACUAGCCUGCUGCUAUCCAGUCGUUAGGCAUUGCAUGGAGUUGGGGUCUGACAGUGCCCACAGCUGGGCUGGGCUGCGGGAUCAGGUCACGGUUGGGACGCAGGGCCCAGGGUCUGGCUUGCAGCUUGGUCAUGGCUACAUCAUCCCCAGGCCUCUGCUGGUGGAGGCUGCUCCUGCCUCCCUCCCUCCAUGUGUGUCUGUGCUGUGGGGCUGGGGCCAUGUCUCACUCUCUUUCCAUGUGGGGCCCAGCACCG